AAACCUAUAGACGUUUCCCUUAAAAAACAGUUGUUUUAUUUAUUUGUAGUGUUGCAAUUUCCUCUUACUGCGAAAUUCGUAAGGACAGGCCUUCGCUUUUGUUUGAAGUUGUAUUGGGAGAACCCUAGCGUCUUAACACAAUGGUGGCCGCCAAGAAGACUAAGAAGUCCCAUGAGAGCAUCAAUAGCAGGCUUGCUCUUGUCAUGAAGAGUGGGAAGUACACUUUGGGUUACAAAACGGUUCUUGACACCCUAAGAAGCUCCAAAGCUAAGCUGGUUAUCAUUGCAAACAAUUGCCCUCCUCUUCGGAAGUCAGAGAUAGAGUACUAUGCCAUGUUGGCUAAGGUUGGAGUUCACCACUACAACGGAAACAAUGUAGACUUGGGGACUGCUUGUGGAAAAUACUUCAGAGUCUGCUGCCUCAGCAUCAUUGAUGCAGGUGACUCUGAUAUUAUCAAGAGCAUGCCCACUGAGCACUGAUCAGUUAUCCAUGAAGGAUAGCAUGUCUUCCUAGGAAUUGUUCAAAUCUUCACAUAGUUUUUAGUUAUGAGCUUUGUUUUGUUAAUUUGUGCUAUAUAUUUUGAACUUGGAAAGUGCUUGCACCCUUUUUGCUUUGAGACAUAAUCUGAAUGUUAUGUAUUUGAAGUUUUGUGAGUUUCAAGUUGACUGUUUGAUAAAACUUGGCAUGUUUGUGUGGAA
Molecule: messenger RNA, 698 nt
Organism: Mangifera indica (mango)
Lineage: Eukaryota; Viridiplantae; Streptophyta; Magnoliopsida; Sapindales; Anacardiaceae
Product: 60S ribosomal protein L30-like
Exons: 5
Coding region: 141-479 (112 amino acids)
Cellular component (GO): cytosolic large ribosomal subunit
Molecular function (GO): RNA binding; structural constituent of ribosome
Source: RefSeq, a predicted model, not a curated record